AGCUUUCGAGUUAGUUUGGAAGUUUUAUUGCACAAAAUUUCGAACCCGUAAAUUAAGCGUCUAAUACUCAAUAAAACGUUCCCCGACGACAAUCACAACAAAAACAAUUGAAAAUCAUAUAAAAAAAAAAACAAAGAAUAAUGUAUAAAUUGUUGUUUAGAUGCCAUACGAGGGUGUGAGGUUUAAGCCAAAAAUAAAAAAAGACAAAAACAAAAACAAAAAGAGGAAAACUUCAUUUUAUUACUUUUAAAAUAAACCCAAAAAUAUUUUACGACUCUUAGCGCGUGUGUCAUACCCGUUAAAGCGAAAAAUUCUCCGCUUCGAAACAUUAUACAAUGCAUUCUAGUACGUUAGUAUGUGCGUGUGCAUAUAUAUUUAGGUUUAUACCUAACACAUAAUAAUAUAGUUAACAAAGUGUUUGGAAUACAUUUAACUGCAUUUCACUGCAAUUAAUAAAUAAAAGAAAUAAGUAAAAGUUAUGAAAACAAAAACAAAAAUGAAAAUACAAUAAAAAUAAAAAAACACAAAAAAAAAAAACAAAUUAUCCGUCUUUCAGUUCUGCCGUCGGUAAAUAGUGCAUAUUUCGAUAGCGUACACUUAUCAACCGCGAAGGUGGUUUCGCUCAAAUCCAAUUCAUUUCAUAUUUACUUUUAUGAAUAUAAAGAAAAAUUUCAAAAAUCAUCCAUUGACCCAUCACCCCUUGCACCAUAUAUCCAGGCCGUUUUGCUGUAAAAAAAACAAAAAAAAAAAAAACAAGCAAAAAAAGGGUUGUUUUACGUUAUUGUUAAUUUCUUUUAACAAAUUUCGUUAAAAAAUACCAACAGUCAUAUACAAGCAAAGGAGACAUACUUCUCGGCAUUUUCGUCAAUCUGUCCUUUGGCUAUCGCUCUCCUUUUGUCGCGUUUGUAAGAGUCAUUUUGAAACGUAACACAAUAGCGAAAAAACUAUGUGCAAUGUCAAAAUUUGUUUUCGAUAGUAUGCUACCAAAGUAUCCACAGUUUCAACCAUUUAUAAGUUCACAUUUAACUACAACACCACAAAAUUCAUCAUCAGCAGCUGUUGCCGCCGCCUUAGCCGUUGCAGCCGCAUCGUCCUCAGUACCGGCAGUUACCAAUAAUCCGAGCAGCAAUCACAGCACGAAUAGCGGUCAUAAUUUGUUGUCAACUAGUUCGGGAAACGAUCACGUCAGCGUUUCGUCGUCGUCAUUAUUAUCGCCCAGCACUAAUGCCGGCCAAUUGAAUAGUAGCAGUCACUUAAGUUUAAGUCAGUCUUCACAUUCGCCAGUGUCAUCAUCUUCGCCCUCGUCAUCGUCAGCGUUUGGCGGACUUAGUCAGCAGCAUCAAACGCAGCAACACCAUCAUCAGUCAUCGCAUUUCAGUUCUAGUCAACAUCAUCAAUAUUCUUUAACAGCAGCUUUACACCUGCAACAGCAGCAACAGCAAUUACAUAUUAAUAAAUUAGCUGCCGCCGCUGCAGCUGUUACUUCACAGCAACAAAGUAACGGGAAUUCAAUACAACAGCAACAAUUAUUACUUACACCACCUUCGGCUAAUAAUUCACAAGCAGGCGAUAGCAGUUGUUCGCCGUCACCAUCGGCAUCGUCCUCCUUGCAUCGCAGUUUAAACGAUCAUUCGCCCUCAUCAUCGGCUGCUGCCGCUAGUGCUGCAAGUUCGGUGGCCGCCGCAGCAGCUGCCGCCGCCGCUGCUGCUUCUUCAACUUUUGCUAUACCCACAAACAAAAUGUAUCCGUAUGUGUCAAAUCAUCCUACAUCGCAUGGCGGUCUAUCGGGCAUGCCGGGCUUUUCCGGUCUGGAAGACAAAUCAUGCAGCAGGUACACUGACAGUGUCAUGAACAGCUACCAAUCGAUGAGUGUACCUGCAUCGGCCUCUGCCAGUUUCGCGCAAUUCUAUCAACAUGCAGCAGCUGCUUCUGCUGUGUCGGCGGCUUCGGCCGGAGCAAUAGGUGUUGACUCAUUGGGAAAUGCUUGCACUCAGCCGUCGUCGGGUGUAGUUCCUACCGGUGGAGCCGGCCAAAGCAUUGCCGAUCUACCACGAUACCCAUGGAUGACGUUAACAGAUUGGAUGGGAAGUCCCUUCGAGCGUGUAGUCUGCGGUGAUUUUAAUGGUCCAAACGGUUGCCCACGACGUCGCGGUCGACAAACUUAUACGCGCUUUCAAACGCUUGAGCUGGAGAAGGAAUUCCAUUUUAAUCAUUAUUUAACGCGACGACGACGAAUCGAAAUUGCUCAUGCUCUCUGCCUAACUGAACGCCAAAUAAAAAUUUGGUUUCAAAAUCGUCGAAUGAAAUUGAAAAAAGAAUUGCGAGCAGUUAAAGAAAUUAAUGAACAAGCCCGUCGUGAUAGGGAAGAGCAAGAAAAAAUGAAAGCCCAAGAAGCCAUGAAGUCCGCCCAACAAAAUAAUAAUAAACAAGUACAGCAGCAGCAGCAGCAGCAGCAGCAGCAACAGCCUCCACAAGAUCAUCAUUCGAUAAUCGCUCACAAUCCCGGCCAUUUGCAUCAUUCAGUUGUCGGGCAAAACGAUCUAAAACUUGGCCUGGGAAUGGGUGUCGGUGUAGGUGUUGGCGUCGGCGUUGGCGUCGGCGGUGGCUUAGGUGGUAACUUGGGUAUGAUGAGUGCGCUGGAUAAAAGCAAUCACGAUCUCCUAAAAGCUGUCAGCAAAGUGAAUACAUAAAUAUUUGCACCGUAGAAAAAAUAACAACAAAAAAAAAAUAAAAAUAAAAUAAUAAAAAAUAAAUACUUAAAAGUAAAGUGAAGAAAUAUUCCGAAGAGAGCCCGACAAGUAAAACGGGCUGGUAUCCGUUAUAAAAACACAUACAUGCACACACACAUACAAAUCCUUAUAAUAUACAAUAAAAUGAUGUAUGUGUAGCAUGUCACGCAUGUUAAAGCAUUAUGCACACCUAUGUAAUAGGUAGUCUAAAAAGUAUUAAGCCUGCUAAUAAAAAAGGUAGCUUUACUCUUAAUCUAUUUUGUCAUCGGAUAAUUAAAAUGGAAGAUCGAUACUUUUUAUAUAUACGUAUGUAUGCAUGUGUAUGCAUGUAUGUAUUAUAU
This is a messenger RNA of Glossina fuscipes, 3070 nucleotides long. RefSeq names its product homeobox protein abdominal-A. Gene Ontology annotation, cellular component: nucleus. The transcript has 6 exons. Gene Ontology annotation, biological process: negative regulation of transcription by RNA polymerase II; anterior/posterior pattern specification. The record is from RefSeq and is a predicted model, not a curated record. The coding region runs from base 954 to 2690 and encodes 578 amino acids. Gene Ontology annotation, molecular function: RNA polymerase II cis-regulatory region sequence-specific DNA binding; DNA-binding transcription factor activity, RNA polymerase II-specific. Lineage: Eukaryota; Metazoa; Arthropoda; Insecta; Diptera; Glossinidae.